AUGAACGAAAGUAUGCAAUCCGUGGAUCCAGAAUUGCAUGAAAGUUUAAGCGGAUGCAUGGAAAAUGAAAUUAACGAUAACUACUUGGACUCAAUGAUUGAGUGCAGUGAAGACGACUAUCACUCGGAGGAUGUCGACUACGAAGCAGAUGAUUUAAGUGAAGAGACAAAAAGGAAGAAAUAUCACACGUAUGGACGGAGGUAUACAGACAAGGAUUUCCAGGCAGAUCAUGUCCACAACUACUAUCAGCACUUGCCCAUAUAUUAUGAUGGAGAUAAUGAUGGGCCGAUCAAAAAAUUUAAGAGAGUUUACAAAGCGAACAAGAUAGAAAAUCUGGAGAGGAAUAUUAGAGAAGAGGAUCUUUACUAUCCUUCCGUUCCUGUACACUGGAAAGUUUAUGUCUGUCUUUUCUUGGACAAGAAAUAUAACUACGAAAAUGAAAGUGAGCAAGAGAUUUAUGAACGAUUUAAUAGAAAUGUGCGGCACAGGUACGCUUUGGAGUUCCUCUCCUGGGUGAAGCUCUCCACAAGAAUAUAUCAGAACACGUCCAAAGUGUUGAUGGUGUUUAAUUUGAAGAGAAAGGAAAAUAUUAUUGGCAAUCUCAUCUUUUUCACGUCAGUAAAUCUUCACUAUGCAGAUAUGUUUCUCAAAUCUAAUCCUUAUGUGAAGCUGGGACUUUGUGAGGAGUUAUACUUAUAUGCCUACGAAAAUAACAAUGAUCACUUUUUGCUUGGAACCUUUCCCAACUUGUCCCUACAGAGGAAUUAUUUGUUUCUCAAAUUUUUCAAUUUGGAUAAGUUGACCCAUAUGAACGCACUGUACGAAAAGCACAUGCGUUUCUUCCUCCGUUCGAAUAUGAUUUUCAAGCUGGGUGUGUUGAAACGGGCUGCUAAGGACAAUUUGAAGGAUCUGUUCUUAACUCCCAGGCAGUAUCUGCCCAUCACAGAGGCCCAGACAAGGAGUGUGUUGGCCAAGUUCGAGCGGGAGAUGGGUGUCUUCGAGCGGUGCUGUAGCGUGGAGGUCGACUCGGAUCGAAGCAUUCGCUGUGUGAACAAUGCGGGUGUGCAAGUUGGUGGCACGGCGGAAACGGCGGACUCGACGGACAGCGCUAACAUGGAUAACGCCGUUAACCUGGAUAACCCCGCUAACAUGGAUGAUGCCACCUACCCCGAUAACACCCCUAACAUGGAUGAUGCCGCCCCCCCCGGCAGGUUCUCGCGCGACUGCCUGGCCGAGCUGACCAUCGCCAACUGCAAGGACGAAGAGGAGGCGCGCGAGUUCCUGGAGAAGGACCCCUACACCAGGUGCUGCCUCUACGAGAGCAUCUUCUUCUGCGAGGUGCGCGAAGUAGCACCGCAUGUCCAGUACACAGAGGGGUACAUCCCCAAGGCUAAGUCAUACCUGGAUUACCACUACGAGCUGGACACAAACUUAAACCCUAACUACUGCUUGGAGGAUAAGCCGGAAUAUAUGGGGAAUAGGAGCCUGGCCCAGAAGAAGUUGGAAAAUCAUGACAAGGUAGACCUGGACAUUCUGGACACGUUCAUCAAGUUGAAGUACACCAACAGGGAGGUGGAGUUAGAGCAGCAAAGGGAAGAAGAGAGGGCGGCCGAUGAGGGGCUGCCAGCGGAGCAGACAUCCAAAGCUGCAGUCGAGUCGCCUACACCCCCAACCACGCUCUUCAAACUGAGGAGGAACCAGCCAAACGGGCCGAUCCACGGGAACCACUCGAACCAGUCGAACCACAAACGCAUAAACAAACGGUACAGGGUAAAAAUUGUCGACUAUGAUAACGAUUACAUAGAGUACCUCUGCAACGUUCAGAGUAACAAAAUCGUGCACGUUAGGAAGGGAGAGAGGGACGUGUCUGUGGACGAGACGACGCCCUGCCCGUCCAGAGAUAUCUAUGACGUCCUGGUGCAAGACAUGAAAGAUCCAAACAUUUACCGGAAGAAAGACAUCAUCCUGGUGGAUAACACUCUCCAAUUUUUCGACCACGUUUUUUUUAAAGACUACCUCUCCAACUUUGUGUAUAUCUCUCUCCCACCGGGGGAAUUCAUUGAGGAGCCAUAUGCCAUCAAAGACGAAAAAAAUUAUGACUUCACUAUUUUCAACAAUUCGCUAGCUAGCCAAGACGACUUCCUAAAGAGACAGAACUAUCAGCCUAGGUUUUUAAAAGGCAUUUGGCUGAAGAAGGAUCAGUCCAAGAUUUUAUUUUACGACAAACAGAACAACGCACUCAUGUAUGGCACAGGAAUCGAUAAAACAUUUUCCUGGGACAAAAAAGUCGACCACCGCGUUAUGAAAAGGGCACUGAUAAAUAUGGAGAUCGCUUUGGAAAAAAUUCGACAGGGGAGCUGCGUGCUCAAUGACGAUGUUACUGUGCACCAGGAAACUGAACGCACGAUAAAGGAGUACACAGACGAGUACACCUCCUUCGAGCGACGGUUCACGGCACCGCAUAACCAGCUGGUCUCAUCGGAGGGCUACCCGGACUACAAGCCGCCACCAGGACUGGAGUACCUCAACCCGCACAUCUGGGAGAAGACCCCGGAGGACCACAAGGAGCUGAUGCUGGACACGGAGCGGGUGCAGAAGAUCCACUCGAAGUUUUUGAAGAAGCUGGAGCUGUACAAGGCGUCGAUUGACGACGACCCCUUCACGCAGGAGGUACCCACGGAGAGCGACAUCUUGGCGAAUUCCAACAAGGUGCAGGUGGAGUACCUGUGA
Messenger RNA from Plasmodium inui San Antonio 1, 2730 nucleotides. RefSeq lists its product as hypothetical. The record is from RefSeq and is a predicted model, not a curated record. The coding region runs from base 1 to 2730 and encodes 909 amino acids. NCBI's taxonomy places the organism in Eukaryota, Apicomplexa, Aconoidasida, Haemosporida, Plasmodiidae. The transcript is spliced from 2 exons.